UCUGCUCGGCUCGGCCAUGGCGGCGUUCCGGGACAUGGAGGACGUGAGCCAAGGGCUGCUGAGCCUCUUGGCCGCCAACCGCGCCGAGGUGCAGCAUCGGCGGCUGCUAGCGCUGCAGGAACGCAUGGUGGAGCGGCUGCUGCGGACCCAGGACGAGGCGGAGCGGCGGCUGCUGGAGAUCGCGGCUGCGGAGGAAGACGUGGCCAAGAACGUGCUGGUGGCUCAGUCCCAGGCCCAAGCGGGCCGGGCAGAGCUGAAGCGGCUGCAGACCGAGAUGGAGCGGGCCUCGCAGGAGGACACACAGUUCCAGAACCGCAUGAUAUAUCUCUUGAAGGAGCUUGAUGAACUGAAGGCGGAGGAGGCAGAGAUGGCCAGGCGCGAGAAGGAGAUGGAGGAAGACAGCACCGUCACCCUCCCAGUGGCCGUGCAUGUAGCGCAGCUCUACAACCACAUCAGCAAAAUCGAGUGGGACUACGAGGCUGAACCGAACCAGAUCAGAGGCAUCCACCACGGCCCUGAUGUGGCCCAGCCCAUCGAGCUGGACGCCCUUGAGCUGUCCGGCAAGUUCGUCAGCGACUAUCUCUGGGGCCUGCUGAACACCGAGUGGUAGUUGGUUCUUGCGGGCGAGACCCAACUCCUGCUUC
Suncus etruscus (white-toothed pygmy shrew) is the source of this 644-nucleotide messenger RNA. It is a transcript of the gene SPC24, whose product is annotated as SPC24 component of NDC80 kinetochore complex. The coding region runs from base 17 to 610 and encodes 197 amino acids. Lineage: Eukaryota; Metazoa; Chordata; Mammalia; Eulipotyphla; Soricidae. The record is from RefSeq and is a predicted model, not a curated record. The transcript is spliced from 5 exons.